UCAACAUGGCUGGGGAGGAAAGUGAUGAGUACAAUUUUAAUAUGUGGUAUCAUUUGGUACUAUGGUUAAUCGUCAUCUUUAUAUGGUGGAAAUGGAGAGAUGGAGAGAAUUUAGAUGAAGUGGAUCCCGAAGGGAAGUACAUAUUCAUCACUGGUUGUGACUCUGGAUUUGGGAAACUGGCAGCUAUGACCUUUGAUAGGCGAGGAUUUCAAGUGAUCGCUGCUUGCCUAACUGAAAAGGGAGCAAAGGAGCUGAAAGAAGAGUCAUCAGCUAACCUCCAGACAGUGCAGCUGGAUGUGACAAACUCAGACAAUAUCAAGCAAGUAGCAGAACAAGUUAAAAAGGAAGUAGGACAACGUGGUCUCUGGGGCCUUAUCAAUAAUGCUGGUGUGAUGGGACCAUCAGCACCCACCGAUUGGCUGAGGAUUGAGCACUAUAGAGCACCCAUUGAAAUCAACCUGCUUGGCCUCAUAAACGUUACAUUAAACAUACUCCCAUUGGUGAAGAAAGCCAAAGGAAGAAUAGUAAACGUAACCAGCGUUGGUGGCAUUCUGGCAAUAUGUUCAGGUGGUUAUUGUCCAUCCAAAUACGGAGCAGAAGCAUUUACCAACAAUUUAAGACAGGACAUGAAGCCCUUUGGAGUGAAAGUGUCCUGUAUUCAACCUGGCUUGUUCAAAACAGAGCUCUCUGACAGAGUCCGGGUCAUAAAAGAAAAAGUGGCCAUUUGGAAUAGCCUUCCUCCCCCCGUCCAACGGCAGUAUGGUGAACAUUACCUCAAGGAAGACGCAAUAAAGAAAGAAAAAUUAGUCAAGCUGUGCCAGAAUUCAGACCUGUCGCUGGUUGUGAGAUGCAUGGAACAUGCCAUAAUGAGCAAACAUCCAAAGACUUAUUACAGCGCAGGCACAGAUGCUAAAUUCUUUUGGCUUCCUCUCUCAAAGAUGCCCACCUGUAUCCAGGACUAUGUGCUCAUGAAGAACAAAGUUGGGCUAUUUAAUCCAAGCUCAGAAUAAGAUCUCUUCCUUUGUUUACUUGGAGUUUCCAGGUGAAGAACUGACUGUACUGUGGCCAUUGUUUGUUACCCAGUUCAAACUACCAGUUCACGUACCUGCUUCGAAAGUUGUGCUUGCUUAAAUAAUGAAGAUAAACACUCCAAUGUUCAGACAAAUAAGCAUCCAGUAGUGUGGGUGAUCCCAUUUCUUGCUGGCAUUAAGACAAUAAUAUGGACUGUAUUGUCUGAUGGUUGUUAAGGCUGAACUAGCAGUUGCUGACAAAAAUACGCCUUAGGCAAUCAAUCAGUCAAAACUUGGAAAACUCUAUUAUGGCAGGACAGUGAAAUAAUUGUGUAUUUUAAGAGCUCAUUAGAAAGAAACAAAACACAAAGACAGUUAAAAGUACUAACUAUGUGCUUUGCAAAAAGUGGUGAUGUGCAAGAGCUCAACAGAGGCAAAACAAAAUCUUUGCUCACCCUUGUGUGUG
Messenger RNA from Protobothrops mucrosquamatus (brown spotted pit viper), 1476 nucleotides. It is a transcript of the gene DHRS9, whose product is annotated as dehydrogenase/reductase 9. The coding region runs from base 6 to 1010 and encodes 334 amino acids. The transcript has 5 exons. The record is from RefSeq and is a predicted model, not a curated record. NCBI's taxonomy places the organism in Eukaryota, Metazoa, Chordata, Lepidosauria, Squamata, Viperidae.